GUUAUUCUGGUUUCGUUAACAUCAUUUUUUCCCGUAAAUUUAUUAUUGAUAUUUAUAAAUAAAUAAGUAAUUAAAUAAAAACGCCCCCACUUAAAUUAAUUGUAUAUAAUUACAUAUCAUUCAUCCAACAGCAUCAAUUAACCGUUGUUUUGAUCGUUACAUGGUGCGUUAAAGGGAUUAAAGAGGAAAUUGAGGUGCUUUAAAGUGUAAACAAUACGCUCGUCGUCCUUCCUGCACUGUCUACAUUCAGAACCUUUCGUACUGAAAACCUCACCUAAUCUUACCUUUAGGAGUAUGAACCGUAGUGAUGUCAUCAACAAUUAGAGAAGCUUCAUUACGACACAAUGGAUUCAACUGGUACAGUCGAAGGAUUGAGGAACACGUCUGUAGUUAUCCUUACCCUUGAAACCAAUGAGGUGUAUAUUGUUGUUAGCUUGUCUUCUAGGACAGAUACUCAAGUCAUUUUUAUUGAUCCAACAACUGGGUCCCUUCAGCAUGACCGAAAGCCGGGUUAUGACAUAUUUAACUCCCAAGAUGAAGCACUAAACUACAUAACAGAUGGUUCAAAGUUGAUUUGCAAGAGUACAACUUACGCCAAAGCUAUAUUGGGUUAUGCAGUACUUGGGAGUUUUGCCUUGCUGCUUGUUGCUACAAAGUUGACUGCUAGCAUUCCAUAUUUGCCAGGUGGCGGGUGUGUAUACACCAUUAAUGAGAGCAAAUGGAUCAAGUUAUUCCUUCAUAACCCUCAACCGCAGGGUAAAGGAGAAGUAAAAAAUAUUCAAGAACUUACUGAACUUGAGAUUGAUGGAAAACACUACUUUUGUGAAACAAGAGACAUCACCCGGCCAUUUCCUAGUCGUGUUUCCCAAAAAAAUCCUGAUGAUGAAUUUGUUUGGAAUGGGUGGUUCUCAAUGGCUUUCAGAAGAAUUGGGUUGCAGCAGCACUGUGUCAUUUUGCUGCAGGGAUUUGUAGAAUAUCGAACAUUUGGAAGCUUAGGCCAGCAAGAAGGCAUUGUUGCACUCAUAGCUCGUCGCAGUAGGCUGCAUCCAGGCACUCGAUACAUAGCAAGGGGGAUGAACUCUUGUUACAGCACAGGAAAUGAAAUUGAGUGUGAGCAGCUUGUAUGGGUUCCAAAACGGGCUGGUCAAAGCGUGCCUUUCAAUACUUACGUUUGGAGACGAGGCACUAUUCCUAUCUGGUGGGGUGCGGAACUAAAGAUGACUGCUGCAGAAGCAUCAAUUUAUGUUUCUGAUCGUGAUCCUUAUAAAGGAAGUGAACGGUAUUACCAGAGAUUAAGCAAGAGAUACGAUACUCAGAAUUUAGAUGUUGGCGCAAAUCAAAAUAAAAAUGGAUCUGUUCCUAUUGUGUGUGUCAAUUUGCUUAGAAAUGGAGAAGGGAAAUCAGAAUCCAUUUUAGUUCAACAUUUUGAGGAAUCGUUGAAUUUUAUCCGCUCAACCAAUAAACUUCCUAGUACCAGAUUUCAUUUGAUACAUUAUGAUUGGCAUACAAGUGUCAGAUUAAAAGGUGAACACCAGACCAUUGAAGGACUUUGGUACCAUUUGAAAGCACCCACGAUAUCCAUAGGCAUAUCUGAAGGUGAUUAUCUACUUUCUCGUGAGCAAUUGGAGGAGUGUGAAGGUGAAAAAAUCUGUAAUGAUGACAUCAUUGGCUUCUUCUGCUUACGAGUACAUCAAAAUGGAGUAAUUCGCUACAAUUGUGCUGAUUCUUUGGAUCGCACAAACGCUGCUAGUUUUUUUGGUGCCCUUCAAGUUUUCACAGAGCAAUGUAGGAGGCUUGGGAUAUUUCUUGACAAUGAAUUGGCAAAUGGUCAGCAAUCACCUCAUAAUCACAGUGGAUUGGAAAAGCAUUCUGACAUGUUAACCGGAAACUCAAAUGAUAUUAAUAACAAGACUAGGACCACAAGCCGGAAAGAUAAGCCAUGGAAGCGAUUUGACAUGACAUUUGAGGAGUUCAAACGGUCAACCCUUUUAUCACCAGUAUUUUUGUUAGCUGACCUUUUCUUGAUUGCUGGUGAUGUUCAUGCAACACUGUACACGGGUUCUAAAGCAAUGCACAGUCAUAUUCUCAACAUAUUUAGUGAGGAUGCUGCAAAAUCCAAACAAUUUUCUGUGGCACAAAAUGUGAAAAUAACCCUUCAGAGAAGAUAUAAUAACGCAGUUGUAGAUAGCUAUCGUCAGAAGCAGUUAGAGAUGUUCCUUGGAUUAAGGCUUUUCAAGCAUCUCCCGUCAGUAUCAAUCCAGCCUUUGCAUGUCGUUACUAGACGAUCUGGCUUCCUUCUUAAACCGGUUGCCAGCAUUGACCAAAGAUCUGACGAUGGAAACUGUCUUCUCAAUUUUAAGCAAAAAGAUCUCCUCUGGGUUUCGCAACAGGCAGCUGACAUAAUACAACUUUUUAUUUACCUUGGAAAGCCUUGUCAUGUUUGCCAACUUCUUCUCACAAUUUCACAUGGUGCAGAUGAUUCAACAUACCCAUCUACAGUUGAUGUGAGAACAGGACGUGAUCUAGAUGUGCUUAAACUAGUUGUGGAGGGAGUCCCCAUUCCCAGGUGUCCUAAUGGUACAAAUAUGGUGAUACCCUUACCAGGACCUAUUAGUGACAAGGAUAUGGCUUUGAAUGGAACAAGCCUACAUGCCCCUAAAACCAACCUUCCAUUUCUGUACGAUUUCAGAGGACUGGAAGGCAAAUUGGACUUUCUUACUCGUGUGGUGGUACUCACAUUCUAUCCGUCUGAAUCAACCAAUUCCCCCGUCACUCUUGGUGAGGUAGAAAUACUUGGAAUUUCUCUUCCUUGGAGAGACAUCUUUCAUGCUGAAGGCCCUGGUGCUAAGUUAUGGGAAGGUGUUGCUAAUGUUAAAGAUAAAUUUAACUAUCUCCCGUUUAAAUCAGACAGCAAGCCUGAUGUCGCUUCGAUCAAUACUGAAUUCUCUCCUGGAAAAUCUGAUACACCCACUAGCCCUCAGGUAGACCUCUUGACGGGUGAUGACAUGAUUUCAGGAUUCGAUUCGCAUCCAAUGACAGAGAUUAGUCUGCAAGAUCCAUGUCUCAAUCUAGAUGAUGUUCACAAUGAAGAGAAUGAAUCUCGAAGAGUUUCAGUGCAAGAUAACACACCAACUAAAACGUGUCCGCAGCAGUACCUAAACUCCUUUGAAAUGUUGACUGCCUCACGUUGGGAUAACAAAUUAAGCUUUGUAGAAGCGAUGAAACUUGAAAUUGAACGUCUUCGUUUUGGUCUUUCUGCGGCUGAAAGGGAUAGGGCUUUAUCAUCUAUUGGCAUAGAUCCAGCUACUAUAGAUCCCAAUGCACUGAUAGAAGAAUCUUACAUAGGUUCAUUAUGCAAGGCGGCAGAUGCCCUUGCAGUUCUUGGUCAAGCUUCUCUAGAGGACCGGAUUACUGGUGCUAUUGGUCUUGAUCCUAUAGAUAAUUAUAAUGAUAUUGAUUUCUGGAAUAUUAGUAAAGUUGGUGAAGGUUGUUGUGGAGAACCAUGCCAAGUUCGUGCGGAAACUUCAACUUUGGCUUCUUCUUCAGAAUCAACAUAUUUGUGUUCUGUGUGUCAACAGAAGGUUUGCAGAGUUUGUUCUGCUGGUAAAGGAGCCAUCCUUCUUCGAAACAAUACUAGUAGAUCAAGUUAUAGCAACAUGGAUGGGGUUAUUUGUAAGAUGUGCUGUGAUGAUAGUGUUCUUGAUGCAUUAAGUUUGGACUAUAUUAGGGUUUUAAUCAGUCACCGAAGAAGUAGUCAUGCUGAAACUGCUACUUAUAAAGCUUUGGGUAAAGUGGUAGGGAGUAACGAUAUCCCUGGAAAAAAGGAGUCAAGUGAAAUGUAUGGAGCUUUCACAGCCAUUCAACAAUUGCUCAAUGGAGAGGAAUCGUUAGCUGAAUUCCCAUUUGCAAGUUUUUUGCACUCGAUUGAAUCAGCUUCGGGUUCAGCACCACCCUUGUCAUUGCUUGCACCUUUAAAUGCUGGAUUACGCCAGUCAUACUGGAAAGCUCCAUCGACUACCUCGUCUGCUGAGCUUAUUAUUGUCCUUGGCAAUCUUUCUGAUGUAUCCGGGGUCGUUCUUCUUGUUAGUCCUUGUGGCUAUUCUAUGUCUGAUUCCCCAACAGUGCAAAUCUGGGCUAGUAAUAACCUACACAAGGAAGAAAGAUCAUGUGUUGGAAAAUGGGAUGUUAGAUCACUUAUCACAUCUUCCCCAGAGCUUUGUGGUCCAGAAAAAUCUGGUAAGGAGGGUCAAACUCCUCGCCACAUCAGAUUUGACUUUCGAAAUCCCAUCCUUUGCCGCAUGAUUUGGAUCACACUAAGUAUCCAAAAAGUUGUUUCUAGUUCUGUUAGUUUUGGGAAGAAUUUCAAUCUUUUAUCCUUGGAUGAUGAUUCUUCCUCUGGGCUCGGCAGGCGUGCCUCUAUAGCAGGGACCUCUGAAAGCAAUCCAUGUAUUCAUGCAAAAAGAAUUCUAGUAGUCGGAUAUCCGGUGAAAACAGAUAUAGGGCGGUUAUCCUCCAGAAGUUCUGAUCAUGUUAGCAGCAUAAGAAACUGGUUGGACAAAGCUCCAUUAUUAAAUAGAUACAAGGUUCCAAUAGAGUCUGAGAAAUUGAUUGACAAUGAUCUGGUCUUGGAACAAAACAUUUCUCCAGCUUCACCGCUGGUUGCAGGAUUCCGCCUUGAUGGUUUUAGUGCUAUGAAACCUGAACUAACCCAUUCACCCUCUUCAAAUGUAAAUGCAUUGGACGUAUCAUCUAUUGUCUUUCAACAUAAAUUCUUAUAUCCAGCGGUACUACAUAUUCAAGUAUCGGCAUCACAGGGGUCAGCGGAGGAAGAGGUGGUGGUUGCAGAAUUCCGGAUUCCUGAGGUGAAGGACGGCACUGCCAUGUAUUUUGACUUCCCAAAAGUAAUGAGAAGUCGAAGGAUAUGGUUUCGACUGGUCGGAGAUGUUACCAGUUUCGCAAAUGACCCUGAAGAUGGUGAUGCAGGGCGGGCAUUGGCCGCAGGCUUAAUUUUAUUAAACCGGGUCAAGUUAUAUUACUAUGCCCACCCUUCUGAUCUUGGAAGAUGGGCUAGCCUCUCUGUUAUAUGAUUUUAUCACGUCUAUAGUAAUUUUGUUAUUAUUAUUCUUAUUCUUUAUAUCAUUUAUUAUUUGUAUUUGUAGUUCAAAAUAAUCAUUUCGCCUUAUUUCAGGGUUGUUUGCUGAUUUUGACAAAUUGUGAUAGUAUUAUAAAGGUCAAAAUAAUAAGCAAGGAAAAGCAUGUAAAUUGUAAAGCGUUGUUGAAACAAAACUAAUUUUGAGGGAAAUGUAAACCUGUUAAUCAUUGUGUUAGCAA
Messenger RNA from Erigeron canadensis, 5331 nucleotides. Its product is annotated as probable phosphoinositide phosphatase SAC9. Lineage: Eukaryota; Viridiplantae; Streptophyta; Magnoliopsida; Asterales; Asteraceae. The record is from RefSeq and is a predicted model, not a curated record. Bases 345 to 5087 code for a protein of 1580 amino acids. The transcript is spliced from 15 exons. Gene Ontology annotation, molecular function: phosphatase activity.